Ipomoea triloba (trilobed morning glory) is the source of this 467-nucleotide messenger RNA. RefSeq lists its product as uncharacterized. The coding region runs from base 45 to 467 and encodes 140 amino acids. The transcript is spliced from 2 exons. The record is from RefSeq and is a predicted model, not a curated record. Lineage: Eukaryota; Viridiplantae; Streptophyta; Magnoliopsida; Solanales; Convolvulaceae.
GGCUCACACAACUGUCCCAAAGGUAUUCUGGUCUGUGCGCGUUAAUGUUGCUGACUACUGAUGCUGAGGACUUCGAUGACAAGUCUGUUGCGUUAGGGAAGGCUCUGGAUGAUAUGGUGCAAUUCUUAGAGAGUCAUCCGGGUCAUACGACCAGUUCUGAUAUGUUUCGCCAUGUGCUCUCUGCUGCUCGCAGGAUCAUUACACUAUCUGAUCAGCGUGGUCGUACAGCGGAAGACAACCAUGGUGGUACGGAGGGUGGUGCAACGCAGCUGGAAGAGGAUAUGUGGAACAAUCCAGACAAUCUACGUGCCGUUGAGGCGAUUGAGAAGGCGGCUCAGCAGACCAACUCUGUUCAACAAAUUCUUUCAUUUACUGUUAGCGCGAAUGCUGAUAUUCCUACCAAAGGAUGGACAGAGGUUGAAGCUAUUGUUCGACAGUAUGAUGNAAGCUAUUGUUCGACAGUAUGA